CCGGAUUACUCCCAGUCAAUUCAAUACUUGGUAUUUAGAAAAAACAUCUUUGCAAGAAGGAUAGCUAGAGAUUCAUCGGAAAUACGCUAGUUCCUGUAUUGGUGAAAGGGGGGGGGGAAGAGACCCUAAUUCCUGCCAUUAUGAUGGGGCAGUUUUCUUGAAUUGGAGCUUAGAAUAUAUCCACUUGCUCCAUGUGAUUAAUCUUGUGCCAUUGUUUUGUUCUUUUAAAUAUAUUACUACCCACUUCAGCAUGAGAAGGAGAACACUGUAUAUUAAGGACUGGCCACGCACCUUUUGACAUAGGAAUGCGCCUGCUUCUGUAAACGAGAUCAUCCAUUCAUCAUGGCCCCUCUUUACCUCCUCUUCUUCUUCUUACUAUUCUCAGCGUGUUCAACAGCAGAUCGGAUAACCACUGUGUUUGUUCCGCUCUCAAAAGAUUCUGCAACUCUCCAAUAUAUAGUGGAAAUCCAACAAGGGACUCCCCUCAAUAAGAAGAGAUUGGUGGUCGAUCUGUCUGGAGACUUUCUGUGGCUUCACUGCAAGUCCUCAGCCUACAAAUCGUCCACCUACCUUCCCAUCCCAUGUCACACUACUCUCUGCACUGCCUCUGGAUCCGUCACAUUCGGCUGUGGGGACUGCUCCAACGUGCCGCCAGGAACAAAAUCAUGCAGAAACAACACUUGCCUCGAGCAAGCAACGAAUGGAGUGACGGGGACUCAGAUAUUUAACGGAGAGCUCUCCCAAGACGUAGUUGCGCUGUCUCCCAGAGAUGGAAAGAGGGCGUUCCCUGCUUCCAAAGUAAUCGUUGCACAAUUCGCUUUCGCCUGCGCUCCAUCCACUUUACUGCGCGGCCUGGCAAAGGGGGCGGUGGGAAUGGCGGGCUUGAAUUGGGCACCGCUGGCUCUGCCGUUUCAGCUCAACGUGGCCCUCGAAUUAGAAAGGAAAUUCGGACUCUGCCUGCCUGCUGGCAACUCUUCCGGUGCCGUUUUCUUUGGCGCCCCGCCUUAUCUCCCAUCCAUUAAGCUCAACUACACCUUCCUCCUCAUUCCCAAGUACCCCAGAGAAUAUUACCUUAAUGUUAAUAGCAUUCAGGUAAACGGAAAGAGAUUGCCAAUCGAUCCAGAGCACCUGAAGUUGAAUUUGCAGGGCAACGGCGGAACUAAACUGAGCACAGUGGUGGCAUACACACAGGCUGCGAAGCCCAUCUACACUGCCAUCCAUGAUGCGUUCAUUAAGGAAGCGGAGGUCAUGAGCAUCACACGCGUGGAGUCCACAAAGCCUUUUGAUGCCUGCUUCGAUGCCACUACCGUAGGCUCCACUAAAACUGGACCCGCUGUGCCUGUCAUUGAUCUCGUUCUGGAUAACGAGUAUGUGUUUUGGAGGAUUCAUGGGGCCAAUUCUGUGGUUAAGGUGAAGGAGGGGGUGAUGUGUCUGGCAUUUGUGGACGCAGGGGAAUUCCCUGUCGCAUCGAUGAUUGUGGGAAGUCAUCAGUUGCAGGACAAUCUGCUGCAGUUUGACUUGAUCGAGUCGAAGCUAUAUUUCAGCUCUUCCUUGCUGGCCUCCAACACUGCAUGCUCCAAUUUCAAUUUUAAUUAAGAUUCACAUGUUGAUUUGGUG
Messenger RNA from Cryptomeria japonica (Japanese cedar), 1617 nucleotides. Its product is annotated as probable aspartic proteinase GIP2. Gene Ontology annotation, biological process: proteolysis. The transcript has a single exon. Bases 343 to 1596 code for a protein of 417 amino acids. The record is from RefSeq and is a predicted model, not a curated record. Gene Ontology annotation, molecular function: aspartic-type endopeptidase activity. Lineage: Eukaryota; Viridiplantae; Streptophyta; Pinopsida; Cupressales; Cupressaceae.